AUGGAUCAAUUGAGGCAGAUCAUCUCCUUAGUCCAGCUUAUCUACAACCAGUGUGAAGAGAUGAAAUACUGCCAGAAACAGUGCUGACAUCUAAGGAGCCAUGUCCAUGGCCUGCUGCAGCCUCUGCAAAUGCUCCAGGCCCAAGGAGAGAGGAACCUGCCCACCGAGAUAACCACUGCCCUGAAACGUUUCCAGGCUGCCCUAGAGGAAGCUAAGGAGUGGAUAGAUAAGUUCAGCAGUAUCCAGAAGUUUCUAACAGUAGGGCAUGACAGAAUACUGUUCACUGGAGUGAACAAGAGGCUGAGAGAUGUCUGGGAGGAGUUCUCACUGCUGCUUCAGGUGGAUCAACAGAUGCAUAUUUCAAGCAUCAGCCCAGGAGCAUUCUGGCAACAGGAAGAUCAGUAGGAUGCAGAGGAAGACAGGAAGGUUAUCCAAGGACUGAGAAGUGCUCAUGGCCGCCAUCUGCAGAGGAAUAUCCAUGGGCACUGGAGCCCCUCGGCCCUGAGAGCUGAAAGUGCCCGGGAGCUUCAUAGCCACCUGUCCCUAUCCCUGUUCCUCUCCCCCAACCCCACCCAGUCCACAGUCAUUGAACAACAGGUGCUGCACCAUUUGGAAACACCUGCAGAACUCCACAGAAACAUCAGCAGCACGAGCUUCCUGGUGACUAAAGACUGCAACGUGAAGCUUGCAGGAUUUGAGUUGAGCAAAACACAGAUUUCCAUCAGCUGACCAACUAAAGAGAAAGAAGCAGAGAGAGCCAAUUCUGCCGCAUACAUCUCACCUCAGAGACUGGAAAAUGUGUAUAAUAAAUAUGACAUAAAAGCUGAAAUAUACAACUUUGGAAUCGUCCUCUGGGAAAUCACCCCUGGGAAAAGCCCAUUUGAAGGCUGUGAUUCCAAGAAGAUCUACCAGCUGGUGGCUGUGGACCGGCACCAGGAGCCAGUGGAUAAAGAUUGCCCUUCACAGUUGCAGGAGAUCAUUGAUGAUUGCUGUGCAUAUGAGCCCUCCAGGAGGCCCUGUGUUAAAGGUAGGGCUUUUUCUGGUCUAAAGAGCAUGGGCCACAUGUGUUACUUAACAUUUGUGAAAGAUUUUCCUUAUGUAUCACAACCAGGGGUUGUUUUGCCCUUCGGGGGACAUUUGGCAAUGUCUAAAGACAUUUUUGGCUGUCACAACUCAGGGGAGGUGGGGUGGGGUGGACAUGCCAUUGGCAUCUAGUGGAUAGAAGCUUCUCAACAUCCUACAAGGCACAGGACAGCCCCCUACAACAAAGAUUAUCCGGCCCAGAUAUCAAGAGCACUGGAGUUCAGAAACCCAGCCCUAAGGGCAUUGUUUAGUCUAAAGUUGGGUUGCGAAGGCAGAUUACUCCAGCCUAUAUUCUUUCUCUCCCUUCCUACUCUUUUAUCAACAUCCUGGGGGUAAUUUCCUCUACUCAGACUUUUUUUUUUUUUGCGGC
Messenger RNA from Delphinapterus leucas (beluga whale), 1453 nucleotides. The record is from RefSeq and is a predicted model, not a curated record. NCBI's taxonomy places the organism in Eukaryota, Metazoa, Chordata, Mammalia, Artiodactyla, Monodontidae.